UGGUAAUAUGCAUUAUGUGUGCUGUGCAGAUUUGACGCUUUGCUACCACCUGGAGGUUUGUCGCGAUUACCGGCCCCUCUACUCGAGCUAGCGAAACGUGCACAGGCUCGUAGUGGCCCAGACGCCACAAAGGUGACGCUGCCUGGCGCACACCUCGAAUUCAUUGAAUCUUGUCCAUCUCCAAGGCUCAUCAAGACGCACUUGCCGCUUUGUUUAUUACCUGCCGACGUCAGACGGAAGAAGUGCAAGAUUAUUUACGUCGCCCGGGAUUCGCGCGAUGUUUGCGUUUCGAGCUUCCACCUGUUCAGGGGCAUUGGUGGUUACACAGGGUCUCUGGAACAAUACUCGACGAAUUUCGUCAAGGGCACAGCUAUGUGGGGACCGCACUGGAAACACGUCAUGGAUCAUUGGAAACUCAGGAACGACCCAAACUUGUUGUUUCUCACUUACGAAGAUAUGAAAGCGGACCUCUUGAAUGUGAUCCAGCGGAUAUCAGCGUUCUUGGGCAAGAAGCUGGGACCGGACGGUGAAAAGAGUCUUGCGGAACACGUUUCAUUCGAAAGCAUGAAGUCUAACGAGGCUGUUGCUUUUGAGAAGAAUUAUGCUCAGGUGACGGAGCGAGUACUGAAGCCUGUCACGGAACUCGGCCUGUCGCUCGACAACCUGAUCGCCAUCGCUGUCGACGGCCGCAUGAGCCGCGUACCUGUCGGCAAAAUCCUCAAGCUCGUCGUCAGCGGGAAAAUCCCACUGAGUCUCCCUGUCACGGAACUCGGCCUGUCGCUCGACAACCUGAUCGCCAUCGCUGUCGACGGCCGCAUGAGCCGCGUACCUGUCGGCAAAAUCCUCAAGCUCGUCGUCAGCGGGAAAAUCCCACUGAGUCUCGUGUCCGCCCUCGUCGCUGCUCGUCUCCAGAACCGCCCCGUCCGCAUCACCGCCUCGCAAAUCUCCGCCAUGACCGGCGGGUCGCUCACCCCGGAAUUCUGCUCGGACAUGCUGGAAAUCGGCGGCUAUUCGGCGCCUGUCCCGUCACCCGACGUCGUCGUCACCCCUAAACCCACUUCUGCAACAACCACCACCACAACCACCACCACGCCGACAUCAGCGAUGACGACGACGAGUAGUAAUAAAAAGGCGAACAAGAAGAAGACCGAGAAGUCUAGUAAGCCAGUGUCGUCGGUGUCGGUGUUGGACGCGAACCCGAGCCCGGAUCCAGCAGUGAAGCCCAAGAAGCGCAAUAAUGUCGUGCGUGGAAUCUCGGAAUACUCGCAGAUACAGGCGGCUGUGCUGGUUUUGUUGAAAAUAUGGGACGGACAUCUAUUCCAUCUUGAUAAUAGUAAUAAGAUGACGACUCGAGUGAAGCUUAAUUUGCUGCUCGUCUCUGGAAGAAAGAACCAACUGGUGCUGGCGAGUCGACACGGCGGUGGGACCCACGGAGGCCCUCACGUGAUGGGCAGCGAUUCUGGGCGA
Notodromas monacha is the source of this 1467-nucleotide messenger RNA. The record is from the annotation of a GenBank genome assembly. NCBI's taxonomy places the organism in Eukaryota, Metazoa, Arthropoda, Ostracoda, Podocopida, Cyprididae.